UCAUGGUUGUAAUCGUGUAUGAACAACCGGAAUUUCUUUAGUUUAUGAUUGGAUCUCCUUUUCUUCCGAGCGAGUGAGAUCCAAAGUGGCGAAAGUCAGGGGAAGAAACAGAACAACGAAAAAAAAAGAACGGAAACAGCAAACGGAAAGCAGCCGAUUGCCGCGCCACGUGUGAGCGGCACGGUUGAUCUUCCCCGCCGAGGGCUAGGCAGCAUUGUAUGUCACUCUCGCGGGCGGAACCAAAAAUGGCGGCAUCCACCACUCCCCUUCCCACGCUCGCUCCCUCUAUCCUCAUUGUAUGUUACUGUCGCCGAGGGCAGCAUUGUAUGUUAUCGCCGUAGAAAGCCGAGGCCGCGGCCGUUCGGUUCACUUUUUUUUUUCCCCUUCUCCUUCUGCUGCACCGCCAAUGCCUCCCACUACCGUCAUGCUGCUACCAGCGUGCACCGUGCUGCUGCUGUGCUGCCGUCUCUCGCCGGCCGCCGCGUCGUCGCCCGGCGAUGUCGGCGGAGGCGGGGCAAGGAGGCUGCUCCACCAGCCAUUGUUCCCAAUCGAGUGGACCCCGCCGCCAUCGCCGCAGCCGGACUUCUCCUCUGACCCGGCGACGCCGGACGGACCUCCUGGCGCCUUCUUCCCUCCCACGCCACCGGUGGCCCCUGCUGGCGGCGGAGGUACGACGACGACGUCCUCGCCAACCACCGUCGCCUCCAACGUCCCGGCCGGCGCCUCGUCAGGGUCUGGUGAUGGCGGCCACCACGGCGGCCCUGCCAAGGGGACCAUCGUCGCGGCGGGGGCGGCCGCGACCGCGGCCAUCGCGCUGCUGGCCUUCGCGUGCGCGUUCCUCAUCGCGCUCCGCGCGCGCCGCCGAGGGGACUCGCAGAAGCUGCUCGGCCCCGACCGUGGGUCCGCGCGCCACCACUCGGCGCCCUCGGCCGCUGACUUCCUCUACGUCGGCACGGUGGAGCCCACCACGCCCGGCCGCCACCACGGGUCCCCCGCCGCCGAUCUCAUUGGGUCCCCGUACCGCAAGCUGCGCAGCGAGCGCGCGCGCCGCGACGAGCCCACCGACAACCUGAGCCCAGAGCUCCGGCCGCUCCCGCCGCUGCGCCGCGCGGCCACAAUGGGCUCCUCUGACGAUGCAUACUACACGCCGCGCCAGCGCUCCGGGGGUUCCGGCGGCGGCGGGGUUGGCGGCGAAACCUGGAGUGAGGCCAGCGCGUCCAGCCCGCCCACCACCACCACCGCGUCCCGCCGAAGCCUCCCCAGCCUCACCAGCGACUGCUUUCCUCCGGUCACGGCUAUUGCUGCGCCGACACCACCCCCUGCGCGGUCCCGUCGUACGCCCCCGCGCACGCGCUUCUCUGCUGGCUCGACCCCUGACAUCAAACAGGUAAUCUCGCCGUCCCCGCGAUCGGUGCAACCAUCCAAAGCACCACCGCCGCCACCUCCUCCACCGCCACCGCCGAAGUCUAUUAUGACAGCUCCAAAACCUCCUCCUCCGCCGCCGCCGCCACCAAUGAUUCCAUCUAAUACCCUCCUGAAGCCCGCGCAGCCGCCUUCCCCUUCCGAGCCGACGUCGCGGCGCCGGUUGCUCAAGCCGUUGCCACCUGAGGGCCCCCGCAUUGCCAUGCCGAUGCCGAUCACGGCGACAACGGCAGAGGAUAGUAUCGGGAGCGCGUCGAUGCGUAAACAGGAUUACGUGGCAGACGGUAUCGUUGGCAACGACGAGCCACGGCCGAAGCUGAAGCCGCUGCACUGGGAUAAGGUGCGGGCGACCUCCGACCGCGCCAUGGUCUGGGACCAGCUGAAGUCAAGCUGCUCAUUCCAGUUGGAUGAGGGCAUGAUCGAGGCAUUGUUCAUGAAUAACUCAACGCCAACCGCGCCGCCGAGAGAUGCGGGAAGGAAGACUACCGUCCCACCGUUCAGGCAGGAGGAGAGGGUUCUUGACCCCAAGAAAGCACAGAAUAUCGCCAUCCUGCUCCGUGCAUUGAAUGUUACACGCGAUGAGGUCUCUGAUGCACUGUUGGAUGGCAACACUGAAUAUUUGGGGACUGAACUUUUGGAGACUUUAGUCAAGAUGGCUCCUACUAAAGAGGAAGAACUCAAACUACAAGAUUAUAAUGAUGACACAUCGAAGCUUGGUUCUGCAGAGCGCUUUCUCAAAUCUGUGCUUGAUAUACCUUUUGCCUUCAAGAGAGUUGAUGCCAUGCUAUACCGAGCCAAUUUUGAGUCCGAAAUAAAUUACUUAAUGAAAUCUUUUGAGACACUAGAGGCAGCCUGCGAAGAUCUUAGAGGCAGCAGGUUGUUCCUGAAACUGCUCGAAGCAGUGCUGAGAACUGGGAACCGGAUGAAUGUUGGCACAAACCGGGGUGAGGCAAAAGCUUUCAAGCUUGACACUCUCCUAAAACUUGCUGAUGUCAAGGGCACUGAUGGUAAAACAACGCUGUUGCAUUUUGUCGUCCAAGAAAUCGUUCGAUCAGAAGAUGCAAAAUCAGAAAAAGAAAGUGCCAUGAUUACCCGUAGCUCUAAAGACGAGCAGUUACGGAAGCAAGGCCUGAAACUUGUCUCUGGGCUUAGCAGUGAGCUAGGAAAUGUCAAGAAAGCAGCUAUGAUGGACUUCGAUGUGUUGCAUGGUUAUGUUAAUAAGCUAGAAACAGGUCUUGAAAAGAUCAAGUCGGUCUUGCAGCUCGAGAGACAAUGCACUCAAGGCCAGAAGUUCUUUUCGACAAUGCAAAGUUUUCUCAAGAAAGCUGAGGCGGAGAUAGAGAAAGUCAGAGGGGAGGAGAAGAGGGCCUUGAUGAGAGUAAAAGACAUCACCGAGUACUUCCACGGUGACACCGUGAAAGAGGAACCGCACCCUCUCAGAAUAUUCAUGGUGGUGAGGGACUUCCUCUCGACGUUGGAUCAUGUCUGCAAGGAGGUUGGCAGGUUGCAGCAGGAUAGAACAGUCGUUGGGUCCGCCAGGUCUUUCCGCAUUCCAGCCACCUCACUGCCAAUUCUAAAUGUGUAUGGACAACGAAGGGAGAACGACUCUGAUGAUGACAAUUCAUCAUUCUAGGACAGCAAGGCUGAGGGAUCGGACAAGUCACAAAGUCACAAAACUGAAUUUUGGAAGGAACAGAGCGCACCAGCUAUGCCAGGUUUAGCUGCUGAAGCGGAUGUCGCAUUGGCAUUUGUCAUGAGGCACACGUUUAACGGUGGGAGGUCGAAGGGGUGGGGGUAGGGGUUAUACUUUUGGAUCCUGUGGGAAUUCUUUUUGUACAAAAGAAAAAUAACAAUAGCAGGUUCUCUCUCUCUCUCCUGCUGGGUGACUUGCAGAAAUUGUGGUUGUGGCUUAGAAAAGCUGCCCACUUUCAGUAAGUAGUGCAAUGCAGCUUCUGGGUUAUGGCCUCUUAUUUAACUAUGCUCAUCUGAUAUAAUACGGGAACAUGUUAUCUCUUAUCUGCAUGUAAAUUUUGCUCUCUGUGAUAUAUAGUAACAUCAAUUUUAA
Molecule: messenger RNA, 3487 nt
Organism: Zea mays
Lineage: Eukaryota; Viridiplantae; Streptophyta; Magnoliopsida; Poales; Poaceae
Product: formin-like protein 8
Exons: 4
Coding region: 299-3055 (918 amino acids)
Biological process (GO): actin cytoskeleton organization; actin nucleation
Molecular function (GO): actin filament binding
Source: RefSeq, a predicted model, not a curated record